Messenger RNA from Centruroides sculpturatus (bark scorpion), 2299 nucleotides. Its product is annotated as protein ANTAGONIST OF LIKE HETEROCHROMATIN PROTEIN 1-like. The coding region runs from base 95 to 895 and encodes 266 amino acids. Lineage: Eukaryota; Metazoa; Arthropoda; Arachnida; Scorpiones; Buthidae. The record is from RefSeq and is a predicted model, not a curated record. The transcript has a single exon.
UUUGUCAUUUGCCUUUAGAGUUGGCAGACAAACAAUAGCAAAAAUUGUUCCAGAAACUUGCCAUGCUCUUUGGACUCACUUAAAAUCAGACUGCAUGCAAUUUCCCUCAACACCAAAUGAAUGGAAAGGUAUUGCAGAAAAUUUUUUAAAAGCUUGGCAAUUGCCACAUUGCUGCGGAAGCAUUGAUGGAAAACAUGUGUUGAUGGUUUGUCCAAAAAAUAGUGGAAGUUUAAACUUUAAUUACAAAGGAACAUUUAGUAAUGUGUUGCUAGCAGUGGCAGAUGCCAAUUAUAAAUUUUUGUAUAUAGACUAUGGACACUAUGGAAGCGAGAGUGAUGGAGGAAUAUUUAGAAAAGUUCAGUUUGGCCAAAUGAUGGAAACCUGCAGAUUAAACUUGCCUAAUGAUGAUUACUUGCCAAAUUCUGAAAUUAUGUUUCCUUUUUAUUUCAUUGGUGAUGAAGCUUUUCCACUAAAAAGAAAUUUGAUGCGACCAUAUCCCAGACGCUCAGCUAUUAGCCGAUCACAACGAGUCUAUAACUAUAGACUGUGUCGUGCUCGUCGAGUAGUGGAAAAUGCUUUUGGCAUUUUAAGUUCUCGUUUUCGAAUCUUCAAACGACCAUUAACCUACAGUGAAGGUAACACGACAAAGAUGGUAUUGGCAGCUUGCAUAUUACACAAUUUUCUUAUAAGAGAGUCAGCUUGUUACAUUAAUGCUGGAGAUUGUGAUUCUGAAGAUGAACAUGGCAACCUUAUCCCAGGGAGGUGGAGAGCAACAGAUGAUCAAAUGAGAAGUUGCACACAGGUAGCAAGCAACAUGUACUCUACUGAAGCAAGAGAAUUGAGGAAUAAAUUAGCAGACUAUCUAUGUACCACUGGAUCUUGCCAUAGGCAAUAGACUAUCAUAUUUUUAUUACUAAGGUUCAAUAAAGAAUUAUUUUUAUUACUCUUGUGUUUUAAAGACAUUGUAACAAAUAUAGGUUUUCAAAAAAAAUUUAUUAAUAUAGCAAAAUUAAUUAAAUAAAUUACAUUGAUCUAUUGAAUUCAUUAUGUAAUUUACUGAUUCUCUUCAUCAUUCACGGCAUCGAUCUCGAAAAGAAUGUCCUGAAUUUUUUUCAUUGCCGUUCUUUGAUUUUUGCUGCUCAUUUUGGCCAGCAUGCUUUCAACAAACUCGCAGAACGGUUUUAUAUGCGAUUUGUUUUUUUGUAUUGCAGCAUUUGCUUGCUGCAUGGCUUCAGCAGACAUUCUAAAUACUGCCAAUAAUUCUUCCAUUUGUGGAUCACUUUUUCUGCCAUGUUUUAAAUGUGAAAUGCUGUAAAGUACAAAGUAUAUAUCACAAAUAACAUACAAACAAAAAGCUUUAGAGUAGUACAGACUGAAUGUAUGUACAGUACCUGCUCUCUGAAGUUUCCACUGGUAAUUGUGAUGAUGCUGAUGAUGAUGAUGCUGAUGAUGCUGAUGCAGGCCUAUAACAGGUAAAAAGCAAGAGUAGGUAAAAAGGCAAAAGGCAAUCAGUGAAUAACUAUUGGAGUGCUUACCCAGGAAGAAAUACUUCACUGUCACUGGGACAGGAAAACUCUACUGCCUCAGCAUAAAGAGGCUGAACAUCUUCUGGUUGGUCUUCUGCUGGUAAAGCUGGUGAUAUGUUGUUGAUGGUUCUGUAUUUAUACAAAAUUGAAUAUAAAAAUUCUUGCUUCAUCCAUAAAAUGUAUUCUUUUUUAACCUAAAAUACUUACUCUUCAUUUGUUUGAGGACAGCGCCUCAUAAACCCAUCGAUGACAUUAUAUAAGUACCAAUGUGAUACAUAUAUGUCAUCCCUACCACUUCCACUUCUUUUGCUGUCUUCCACUUUUUUAUUCUCCCUUGUGUACCGAUCGCGCUGCGUUUUCCAGCGGCUUUCAGCACUGGAAGCAUCUGUAACAUAAAAAGUUUAUAGAAGUGAAGCUUUUGUACAACUUUUUCAUUAUUCAUUCAAUCACAUGCAUUUUAAGCACUAAAAUACAAUAGAAAAAUAAUCCAUAUCAUACUCAACUAAUUUAUUGCUUGAUACAUUUCUGACAACACACUCAAAUAUAAUAAAAUUUAAUUUUAGAACAGAAUAAUUUAGUAUAUAAAUUUAACUGUAAUUGUAUAAUUCCAGUGACAUACUUGUAUAUAGGUAAACAAACAGAAAAUUAAAAACUUGUAAAUGAACACAUGGGAUAUAACCAUAAUUAAAUACAAUCAUCAUAAUUCAGCAGUUGUAAAACACUAAAACUUAAAUGAUUGUGAAAUAAUAAAAGGAAUUCAUAUAGAAAAAUAA